AAUGCCUCUGCGGGGGUGGAGCGCCUCCUGCUGGGGAACAAGUGUGACAUGGAGGCCAAGAGGAAGGUGCCCAAGGAGCAGGCCACCAAGCUGGCCCAAGAGCACGGCAUCCGGUUUUUCGAGACAAGCGCCAAAUCCAGUGUGAACGUGGAUGAGGCCUUCAGUUCCCUGGCCCGGGACAUCUUGCUCAAGUCUGGAGGCCGCAAAUCGGGAAACAGCAGCAAGUCCCCGGGCACAGAGCUGAAACCCAGCGACAAGAAGGGCACCAGCAAGUGCUCCCUGGGCUGACCACCUGGCGGGCCGCCCCCGCCGCCGCACGCCGGGUGGGCCACUGCACGUCGGUGGGCGCGGGGGCUGAGGGCCUACGAGGGCUUGGUGGAGAGGAGGAAAGGAAGAAGGAGAGAGCGAAGGGAGAAAAGCUUCAAAGGGAACGGGAGGCGGGAGCAGGGAGCAGGAAGGUCUGAGGAAGUGAAGGAAGGUGAGGAGUUGGAAGGAGGGAGGCAGAGGUGGCCCGGCCUCAGCCCUUCCGGGGCUACAGGGCACACGCCCAUGUAAAGGUGUCCACUGAGGCUGGGGGCGGGUGAGGGCGCGGGGGCUGGGAGAGGCCGGCUGGGUGCCCACCUGACAGCACGGUCCCUCUGCACAGCCCCCGUCGGCAUUAAAGACCCCCAGUUGGCAUAAA
Ochotona curzoniae (black-lipped pika) is the source of this 682-nucleotide messenger RNA. Its product is annotated as ras-related protein Rab-13-like. NCBI's taxonomy places the organism in Eukaryota, Metazoa, Chordata, Mammalia, Lagomorpha, Ochotonidae. Gene Ontology annotation, molecular function: GTPase activity; GTP binding. The transcript is spliced from 4 exons. Gene Ontology annotation, cellular component: endosome; trans-Golgi network transport vesicle; plasma membrane. Gene Ontology annotation, biological process: protein localization to plasma membrane; regulation of exocytosis; cellular response to insulin stimulus. The annotation marks the transcript as partial. The record is from RefSeq and is a predicted model, not a curated record.